UUACACCAGCUUCCCAAGACAGGAAAUGUUUGGAAAAUGACUUGAAGGGCUGUUUUCUGCUCGCCAACCCCACCGGCAUUGUAGGGUGGAGCAGAGUGGGGAGGAGUCCUGUGCACAAAACACAUGUAUCCCCUUUUACUAUAAAACUAGAAGUAACAUUUAGAGACAAGGAAAUCCUGCUGAAAGAUGUGGUUCAUUCCUGUUUUGGCUGUUUUUGGAGGGAUCACGAUUGUUUUUUACCUGCUGAAAUUCACCUGGAAAUGUUGGGAUGGGUUCAAAGAGUUUGUCUUAUCGGAGCAUUGGCAAGUGGACUUGAAGAAAUAUGGAGGAUGGGCAGUUGUCACCGGUGCCACCUCUGGCAUCGGCAAGGCUUAUGCCACUGAGCUUGCACGCAGAGGUUUGGAUGUGAUCUUGAUCGGCAGAUCUGACGAUAAACUGCAAAUGGUUGCCAAGGAGAUCGAGAAGCAGUAUGGGCAGAAGACUCGCACCAUCCGAGUGGACUUCACCGACAGCUGCAGCAUCUACUCUACCAUCGCCAAAGAACUUCAGGAUCUGGAGAUUGGAGUGCUGGUUAACAACGUGGGAAUGACCUGCACCGAUCAUUUUGCCUACUUUUUGGAAACACCAGAUAUUGAACAGAAAAUCACUGAGAUUAUCAGAUGUAAUAUACUGUCAGUCCCUCAGAUGACCAGGCUGGUUCUUCCUGGGAUGGUGGAGAGAGGUACUGGCCUAAUCAUCAACAUCUCGUCUGAAAUUGGUGCCCGACCUCAGCCUUUACUGACUCUUUACUCUGCUACUAAGAUUUUUGUGACAUAUUUCUCUCAGUGUCUACAUGCUGAGUACAAGUCCAAAGGAAUAACUGUUCAGUGUGUGGCCCCUCUGAUGGUGUCCACCAACAUGACACACAACAUGAAGGUCAACUCUCUGGUGAAAAGUGCCUCAGGAUUCGUCAGUGAGGCUUUGAACACUGUGGGUUUCUCCACUUACACCAGCGGCUGUCUGUCUCAUGCACUGCAGAGUGCUGCUCUCUCACUGCUCUUGCCAGAUUGGCUUCGCAUGUCGACAUUCUUCAUCAGAAAACUGCGAAACCUUCCGAGUACAAGAAAAUUUGACUCCAGCAUAUAAGUAAAGAGAAUCUCUGAAGGAGAAAUGGUCAAGGUUUUUCCAAACAGCUAAAUGCUUUCACUAUACGGACAUUAAGCUUUUGAGGUAUUAUCUUUACAAUACUGUGUAACAUAUGUAAAUCCCACUGCACCAUGAUGUAGAUCUAUUUAUUUGUAUAUUACAUUAUUUUUAUGCUGUAUAAAGUAUAUUGGAAAAAACAUAAAUGACAAAACCAGCAGGGAAACAAAAACUUUCACAAUAGGAAAAGAACAUGAAUCUAAAGAUGAUAAUCAGUAAAAAGUUAACUGACAAUGCAGCAAGUCCUUU
Messenger RNA from Oryzias melastigma (Indian medaka), 1431 nucleotides. It is a transcript of the gene hsd20b2, whose product is annotated as hydroxysteroid (20-beta) dehydrogenase 2. The transcript is spliced from 11 exons. The record is from RefSeq and is a predicted model, not a curated record. Bases 187 to 1125 code for a protein of 312 amino acids. Gene Ontology annotation, molecular function: oxidoreductase activity. Lineage: Eukaryota; Metazoa; Chordata; Actinopteri; Beloniformes; Adrianichthyidae. Gene Ontology annotation, cellular component: endoplasmic reticulum.